This is a messenger RNA of Emericellopsis atlantica, 5514 nucleotides long. RefSeq lists its product as uncharacterized. The record is from RefSeq and is a predicted model, not a curated record. Bases 1 to 5514 code for a protein of 1837 amino acids. The transcript has 18 exons. Gene Ontology annotation, molecular function: protein binding. Gene Ontology annotation, cellular component: cytoplasm; plasma membrane; endoplasmic reticulum. NCBI's taxonomy places the organism in Eukaryota, Fungi, Ascomycota, Sordariomycetes, Hypocreales, Bionectriaceae.
AUGGCUGAGGCACCACUCGCUACGCCAGCUGCGGCUUCGAAGCCGUCCCAUCGAGCAUUUGCCGUCGGGCUUCACGAAGCUGCUCUCGACUCGCCAACGUUUCGCGCGACAGCAGCUCAUUUCGCUGAGCAGAUCGAAGCCGUCGAAAAGUGGCUCAAUGGCUACGUCAACUCGACCUCCAAACUCCUGCACGAUAUCAUCGCGUUGGAAGAUACCAUCAACUCGUACUUGACAAAGACGAUACCGUCCGCCGCCGACGGCGUGAUCGACAAUGACUACACGUUCCUGGCCUUGAAGCGCGUGGGGGACGGCUCGCGCGAGUGGUGGAUGCAGUUGCUGAGCAGCAUGAAGAAGAUGGAGACCACCGUCGUGGAGCCCGUUCGCUCGUUCCUCGUUGGUGACAUGCGCAACUUCAAGGAGAUCAAAAAGGUCCUGGAGCAAGCUCAGCGAACGUUCGACACGGCCCUCGCGCGGUACGUCGCGCAGUCCAAGACAAAGGAGGCUUCGCACCUGCGUGAGGAUGCCUUCUCCGUCUACGAAGCCCGCAAAGCGUACCUGCAGGCCUCCAUGGACUUUUGCCAGCUGGCCCCGCAGGUUCGGUUCACGAUGGACAAGGUUCUCGUCAAGGUGUCCGGGGAGAUCUGGAAAGAGUUGAAACGUGGCCGAGAGGCGGCGACGAGCGCUACACGGCAUGAGCGUGACAUGGACCGCGUGCGAGGCUGGGCUCGGGAAAUGGAGAUAUCGGAGAGCGUUUUCAGGAGAGAGCUGCAGAUCGCUCGGCGGGACCUGGGCGACCAAGCGCUUAUUGGGUGUAAGCCAUCUCGCGAGCUCGAAGACUAUAGCACAUCGACGGUCCCAUUCUUGGGGUCCAGGGGCCCAAUGAGCUUGCAGGUGAAAGGGGACGGUGCUGUCAUUUCCGAGAAGCAGGGUUGGCUGUACCUGCGCACCCUGUCCGGAAAGCCUGCGAGGCACAAUUGGGUUCGCAGAUGGUAUUACUGCCGCGAUCGGGUCUUUGGCUGGCUCAUCCCAGGGCCUCAAGGCGUCCUACAGGGCGACGAGAUUGGCGUCCUUCUGUGCAACGCUAAACCGGCCCCCGGCGAGGACAGGCGUUUCUGUUUCGAGGUCAAGACAAAGAACCAGACAAUGAUGCUGCAGGCAGAAACACAGGGCGAGCUGACGGAAUGGCUCGAGGUCUUUGAAGUCACCAAGAAGAAGGCGUUCGAGGCCACAAUGGAUCGGGACUCCAUCAGCCCGUUUGGAACCAGCGAUCCCGCGUUUUCCAUCUCACCACCAACGGUGCCGGAGUUUUCAGCGCGCAUACUGGACACCCAGAUGGCCCUCGCGAGCGAAGAGCCUGCUACGAUAGAGAGGGCAGGCACUCUCCCCGUGCCAGGCGUUGACGCUUUGGCAUCAAGGUCAAGCUUCGAUGUGAACGGCAGUCUGUCCCGCCGAUCUAUCACGGCCCUCGGCAGGGAUCUAGCCCGCGAGGAGGGAGAAAGCGGACGAGAGCAUGCGGCGCGGAUCAUUUCGAAGCUUGACCUGCACCGCAAGGCCACCUUUGGUGCAGGUGCAGAGGCUGCUCUGGCCGGAUCCUCAGGGGCUGCUGGUGGUCUUGCCAGCCUGAUCGCGGCGAGUCAUAACCUGCUGCCGGGUCACCCCAACUCGGCCCUUGGCUCCAAGUCGAAGAACAGCUUGCUCCCUUCGCUAGACAGCAAUCCCGGAACCCUCGCGCCACUCACACUCGCCAAGCCCCCGGCCAUCACCAACCUGAGUCGCACUGCCGUGCUGACAGCCGCUCAGCGCGACGCAAGGCAGGUUACCGACAAACUACCCCCCUCUGUGCUAGCCAAUUAUUGGGGCACCAACGCCUGGGGCGUGGUGAACACGCCGCCGCCAGAGCCAGUGCUGCACCGGUUCAGCGAUGAUGAUCCUGUGGGCGUGGUGGUUUCACCAGACAAUGUGCAAACACCCCUGAUUGAGUCCAUGCAGAAGAAGCAGACGCAAGACUCACUGCCUCAUAACUAUCCGCCCGAGCUGCGGGCUCAGCAUGCUCAGUUCCGUCUCCUAUUCCCGACUGCGCCUCCGGAGGAAAAGCUGGUGCUGGUCUUCAGAGCCGCAUGGUCCAGCACAGCGUCAUCGGCCGAGUCAAUGGGCCACGCUCUAGCGGGCGAUGGACGAAUCUUUGUUACGCCCGAUCACAUGUACUUUUACGGCCAGCAGAUGGGUCUGGUCACGGCAUACACGCUGCCCCUUGACAUGAUAUCCGAGGUGACAGCUUCACCUGGCAAAGAGGUUGACUUUAUCUUCCUACACCUCGGUCAAGAUACCAAUGACACUGGGUACGCGAAGAUCACGCUCAAGAUCUUCUUGGAUGACUUGCGUGUGCUCCACACACGGCUCAACAUGCUCAUCGACGACUUGCAGGCUGAGGAGCCAAUGGACACGGAGGCUAUCAUCACGGCACUUAUCAACGUGGAGAGAGAGGGACUGGAGAGGCCAAGCCCAUCUGCAGAGAGCUGGGAGGAGAUCCCGUCGAAUACCCCAUAUGAUGAUGGUACUCCAGGGGGCAGGAAUCCGAUGAGCAGGUCUUUCGAAGGUAGCCCGCGACUUCAGCCUUCCGGGUCUCUACAAUUGCCGACGCAUGCAAUCAUGGCGGCCGAGCGACACUUUGAGAUCAGCGCAAACUUUGUCUUCCCAAAGCUAUACUUUGAACACCGCGCCCAGCAGAUCGCGCAAGGACCCUGGGUUCUGGUGGACCAGGGGCGCAUGCGACAUCUUCUAGGCAGGACGAAGACAGUGAAGGUCACAGAUCACCAGACCAUCGACAUGCACAGCGAGCACACGGCGUGGCAUCUCCCUCACCACCAGCACUUCAAGCUGAUUACCAAGAUUGUCAUCACACUGGCCAUCUAUACACCUGCGCUGUCCAAGAAUCUCAUUGAGCGACAGGCGCUCCACGACUUGGCAGAGUUGGUCACGGACCAGGUCCGCAAGCUGGGAGCGCGAAGCCGUACCAACAGGGCCAUCCAGGUGUACGGCCACGUCGGGCAUCAGACGCAGAUGACGACCAAGACGCGAACCCUGACCGCUCUGAUCUGGGAGACAGUGCGCUCCUUUGGCGAGAGUGCCGUGUCCUCGCUGAUCAUGAAGUUGUUCAAGGUGUUGACGGCGCAGCGGCUCUUAUUAGCGCUGCUCGCACUCAGCACCCUGACCAACAUGCUCCUCACGGCCACCGAGACCUCGACGUGGUGGAAGGAGAGGCGUGCUGCAGGCCUGAUGCGCAAUCUGGGUGCCAUUUACAUCUCGGAUCUCGGUGAGGCGUCGGAGAGUAGUCACACCCAUGCUUUCCCGCAGAACAGCACCUGCUUCGACAGCUUUCAGGACAUUGUUGGAGCCACAGACAUGGACGCCCCUUGGCAAGACGCAGGCUCUGCCUUUUCAUCACCGGCCUCCCGAUCGACCGCAAAGCGUACAUACCGCCACGACCUGGUCAAGGAGAUGCUGCAGUCCGAGUGGGAGAACUGGCUGGCCAACGAAGUCUCACUCAAGGACGAGGAGAAGUCCGGCAAGGGGCGAGAUGAGUCUAUGCAGAAGGUGUUGACAGCCAUGCCGUCUGCUAGGCGGGAGGCACUCAUCGAGUGGCGCGACAAGCAUUGUGGGAGCUGCAAGUCGGACUACAAUGAGUCGCAACCCAAAGGCCGCGUGUUCCUGCCCAUACGCCACGCCGUAUUACCACGCAACACCAUGGGUGGCACUCACCACGAGGCUUUCACCUCCCUGUGCCCUGUGAACUGGGCCGACGUACCCAAAGACGACCUCAAGCCUUACCUGAACUCUGUCUUCACCGAGGCUAGCACCGUUGUCGAAUCCAUCCCCUCCCCGACCUCCAAGGCGAGCAGUGGCUCUGGCAGUGCCAAGAAGGGACGCGCACGCUCCAAGACCGACUCGGCCGUCCUCGAAAACGAUGCGACCGUGCCUGUAGCCACCAGCGGACCAGGCUUCCGCCCCGAUCCUGCUACAGUCGAGCAAGCGCUCAAGUUGAAGGACGAGUGGAAGGAUGUCAAGGUCAACCCGCGCGAGAACCCCUUGGGUGUCCAGGUGUACAAGCUCAGCGCCAAGGAUGGGAAGGGCGCAUGGUUCGCGCGGAGAAGCGUGCACGAGGGGUUAACUUUUGACCAGUGGGUGGCAGGGAUGAAGCGAGAAUUCCUAGAGUCCAUGAAGGUGGACGAGGGCCAUGGUAGUGGUGCCAUUAGAGGCCUGGGCGCAGAUCAACGAGUCGAAAACCACGAGAUCGACGACGACACUCAGAUGCAAGUUUUCCAAUUGUCGGCACAAUUUCCCGGGCCUACAUCGCCUAGAGACUUCAUCACAUUGCUUCUCACAACCACCUUUCCCCACACGACAUCUGAGCAAGGCCAACCUCUGAGACAAUUCAUGGUGGUUUCGAAACCCGUCACUCAUCCCGAGUGCCCCCCGCGUUCCGGAGUGAUUCGGGGUCACUAUGAGUCGGUGGAAAUCAUAAGAGAGAUUCCGGUCGAGACACCUCUUGCUGUGCGGUCUCAGUCUGCCCUGGACCUCCCGAGUGGUCGGAACGCAUCGCCAAACACCAAAGCUCACUCUGUUAGCUCAGAUGAGGGAGGCGCCACUCCAGUAGCUAUUGAAUGGCUGAUGGUUACGCGAAGCGACCCGGGCGGCUCUGUCCCACGAUUUAUGAUCGAAAAGGGUACGCCGCCGGGCAUCGUCAAUGACGCGAAGAAAUUUCUUGACUGGGUCACCCGCGAGUCCUUGGGAAGCCGAGAGACCGAGACGAACGAGUCGGCAGAGCAAGAGAAGGUUUCUGCUCCGAGAACGGCAGUGACAACGAACAUUCAAACCCCUGCUGCGCAAGCCCCCGCGAGGCUUCCCGCGGACAGCACCCAAACAACUUUAGGUGGCGGCGACGAAAACGGGGACUCAACUAUGAUAACCGGCGCUUUCGGUGCCGCGUCCAACGUCGUAUCAGGAAGCUUCAAGGCUUGGAACGGUACUGAUAACAACGACAAGCAGCCGGAACGUCUAGUCGACUCGGACGACGUUGGAGAAGAGUCAUCCCUGGACGAUGCGUCGUCCAUUGUCAGCUUCUCCUCAGCUCUGGAGAAGAGGUCGACUAAUCAGGAUAACGACGUAGCCAGGGAUACUGAGAGCCUCAACCAAUCCGAGGAUAAGUCAUCGAGUACAAUGCCGCAGCAGAAAGAGCUACGCCGUCUUGAGGAGCGCAGGCGCAAACUGGAUGAGAAGGCCAGCAAGAUGACUGAGCGGGUUGAGAGCCGGCGGUCUGGCGACAAAGAGAAGGAUGCAGCAGCCCUAGCCAAGAUUCGAGAGAAGCACGAGAAGGAAGUAGCUAAGCAGGAGGCCAAGUACCAGCGAGAGUUACGAAAGAUCGAAGAGAAGCGGGAGCAGGAGGAGCGCAAAGCCGAGGAGCGGAGGCGCAAAGCUAUGGAGAAGGAAGAGCGCUCGAAUAUGAAUGAGCCUUGA